Molecule: messenger RNA, 669 nt
Organism: Hypoxylon fragiforme
Lineage: Eukaryota; Fungi; Ascomycota; Sordariomycetes; Xylariales; Hypoxylaceae
Exons: 1
Coding region: 1-669 (222 amino acids)
Source: RefSeq, a predicted model, not a curated record
AUGGCUACCGACGACGUGUUGAAGCCCCGGGUCCUAUUAGUUUCUUUGCAAUUAAGUCCAUCCUUUGAUCACAUGUAUGGUAGUUUCCUUGCCAAACUAGCAUCACGGUCAACCAUCAGGCGCGUAAAAAAGGAAGAGUCAGCUAUUCGACUGCUCUCGGAGGAGCCACGGUUUUCAGCCGUUAUAGUGACUGACGCAGCACCGAGUUUGCCGGAGAACUCCGCCGUCUGGGAUGCAGUGCUAGAGUACGUACGCCAGGGCGGCACGUCCGUCCUGAUGGCGGAAUUUCCCUUAUAUGUUAGACACAGCAAAAUGGGCUCCUUCUUUUCUAAGGCAGGAUUGUCGUGGAAGUUCGGAGCUUUUUUUCGAACCAACGUCACACUCAAUCGAAACAGUGUAUCCCCUGCCUCGGUCGCACACCUUCCGCCGGAAUAUAGCCAACUGGCCACAUAUAUCAGGGACGUUGCGCCUGCAGACGCUUGGUAUACCACAACUGAAAACUCAAUUAUCGAACCUUGCCCCUUCGCUCCAGAAGUUCCACAUAACGUAACGCAGAUUUCGGUGGCACUCGCGUGCGUCGGGAAUGGGAAGCUUGGCUAUGUUGGCGAUGUGGACGCAGAGGAAGGCUCAGCGGAUGUGGCACUUGCUAUGUGUGGGCUAUCUCCAUGA